AUGGCAUCAACACCUCCCCCUCCCCCGGCUCCGGGAGGCGGCGCGGUUGCAGCGGUUCCAGCACGGGCUCCGUCGCCGUCGUCGCCGUCGUCGAUCGUGGCCGACUCUGAUACCGCCUCUGCCUCGUCUCAUGUCGCCCGAGACGUCCGCCUGCCUCACCACCACCACCCUCACCCACCUCACCGUCAGGAGCACAACCACUACCACAACCACCACCAGAGCCAGUCCUCUCUCGGGUCCUCGUCGUCCACGUCGUCGUUCCCACGCCACCGCCCUCAGCACCUGUCGCUGCAUCAGCGCGCCCCCUCGACAUCGUCUGACGCCAUUCGCCAUAGCGCCGUCCAUAGUCCCCCCUCGUCCGCUCCGGCUCCUCUUGCUGCUCCCGUUUCUGUUUCGGAGACGACGUCAGUCCCGCCGGGAGUCCCUCCGCCCUCCGUCGUCAGAGUGCCCAUCAAGCGGAAACCGCUGUCGUCAACGGCUUCGGUCCACUCCUUGAUCCCCUCUGUCCGCUCGUCGGAGGAAUUUUCUUUCCCUCUUCCCCCCUCGUACGCCGGGUUGCCAAAGCCCGACCAGAGGUUCGCGCGUCGUCAGUCCGUCGACAGCCCGACCUUUUACGACUUUGCCUCGUCUGUCCGGGCAUCCGUGCCUGCUGCCCAGUCUCCCCUCAAGCUGGCGACUGUUGACAGCUCUCACCCCGACGAGGGCCGCAUUCCAUCCGGAGAUCGUCCGCUGGACCCUCCCGACGCCGAGCUGUCGGACGUCCUGUCCGAGUACGACGAUCUGAUCUCAGAAGGUUCGGACAUUCCACCGGAUGCUGCUCGAGACGGCACGCCCACCAACGCCCUCGAGGACAGCUCCGACGACAUCGAGUCUCUCUACGCCGAUAAUAUUAAUCAUAGUCCCUCCCCGUCAUCUCCCAUGUUUGCGCCAAAGCCGACACCACCACACCUCAAACUCAACAAGGUAGAAUCAUCGGCCGCGGACCACGCCAAGCGCCAGUCCAACGCUCCAUCACUACCGGCGUCCUUGGACACACCACCGCUAGACGCCUCGCAUUACAUCAACAAGCCGCUUCCAAAGUCGCCAGGUCAGGCGUCACAACUUACCUCUUUGUUUGGCUGGGGCCAUCCGUCGCCCUCCGUGACUGACUUCUCAUCCGCUCCCUCUCCUUUGUCGCCCACCAGGAACGGGUCGACAAAUGACGCGCUGCGCACGAACAAGUCUUUGUCAAACCACAGGGCGGCCAAUGCGGCGCAAGCAAACCCUAUCAACUACUGCGAAACAUACUUGUCUACACCGCCCCCGUCCCAAUCCGUUUCGUCUCUCCAAGUCGAAGAGAUGGAAGAGGAGCUGAAGGUCAUCAGCGCCGAGCUGGCUGCGUCCAUCCGGCGGGAGAUGGACUUGGAGGACCUCGUCGACCGCCUCCAAGAACAAGCCAGCAACCCGCAAGCGCCCAGCAAGAGGACCAGCGACUACUUUUCCGACUCUGGCUACAGCUCCGCCAAGGUCAGCGAAUACGAUCAAAGCAGGGAGGAGAUUGAAAAGAUCCAACGGAGAUCAGAGCAGGAAAAGGCGUCCAUCCGCCUCGAGCUAUCCAACAAACUGCAAGAUGAGAGGUCCAAAAGGAAAGUCCUCGAUCAGCAGAUCAAGGAGCUGGCGGAGAAGGCGUCGCAGAUGGACUUGGCUCACAUGAACAGCCUCGACGCCAGCGACCGCGUGCGGGACCUCGAGAACACGUGCGAGGACCUUCGACGAAGGCUAUCAGACGAACGCCAGUCCAAGAGCAACUUCGAGGACUUGCUCACCGCCCUGAAGAGCGAGCUCCAAGACGCUUGCAACGAGCGCGACAACCUCCGCGAUGAGGUGGUCCCUCAGCUGCGAGCGCGCGUGGAAGGGCUCGAGUCCGAGGCCUCUAAGUACGCGAACCUCACAUACGAAUCCACCAAGAUGCAACAGCAGCUGCAAUCCCUCCAACAAGAAAACACGUCACUACGGAACUCGCAAGGCGAGCCGCCCGAAGGGUUCAGGCUCUCCGGGCUUGCUCGCUCCAACUCGGUGGCAGCUAGCUCCUUUAGGCCCCGCGGCCCGCCUCCCUCGGCCGGGCUGUCGAGAUCGGGCAGCGUCAAGAACGUUCAGACGGAAUCCAGGGAGCAGCUCGCCGAGCGAUUGAAGGACGUCGAGGCACAGCGAGACGCGCUCCACAGCGCUCUCAAGAACCUCUUGGAGAGACAAGAAUUCCAAAACCGCGAGAAUCAGAAGAAGAUUCGGAUCCUCGAAAACGAGCGCCAGCGACUGCUCUCCGAGAACCCCAAAAAGGCUGGGUUUGAAAAGGACAUCAAGAGCUUGCGCACAGAGAUCAACGUACUCCGACGACGAGCCGAGGAUGCGCUCGAGCAGAAGUGGCAGGUUGAGAAGGGUCUCGUGGGACUGAAGAUGGAUCUCGAUAGGGCCGAGGCAGAGAUCGCGGACCUCCGAAGCCUGCUCAAAGAAAAGGACAUUCUCAUUCCGCCGUCGAUUGCCCGGUCAAGUGGCUCCGACGCAGGCGUACCGAGCGUACCAAUUACGUCUGAAUCACUCGAGAGGGCGUACCGGGAGUUGCAGGACGCAUAUAAUGACUCCCUGAACCGCAUCAAGCAACUUGAGGUGGACGGCAGCAGCCUUGGCUCCGAUGAGAAGACCAAGCUCGCCCUGGAACGGCUGAAGAAGUCGCUAGCUGCCGCCGUCUCCGAGCGCGAUGCCGCCAAGAAGCACGUCUCGGCGCUUCAGAGCCAGGUGGAAGGCUUGUCGGACAUCGAGACGCAGUCGGUCGGGCGCGAGAGGAGCAUGGCGGAGGAGCUCAGCGAAUCCGCGAUCCGGGUCGAGCAACUCGCCGCACAGGUUCGACAACAGCUCACGAGCAACGCGCAGCUACGGGAUCGCCUUGCCGAGACAGUGACGCGGGGAGAUUCGGAGCGGAAGGCGAACUCGGAACGAAUUAGCUGGCUUCAGGAGCGCCUGCACGAACUCGAGGAGCAGCUUGUCGCCGCGCAGACCACGUCGGAGGAGCGCGUCGGCCGCCACGAGGAAGAGCUCUCACGGCUGCGCGACGCCCACAGCGAGCAGCUGCGUCGCAUCGGAAGCGGAGCGGGCGUGGGCAUGACGUCUGCACCAAAGUCACCCCUUCUCAAGUCCGCAGCCAGGCAGAUGUUUGGUCGCGGGACGCAAACAGUGCCGGCCAAGGGCUUCGAUGAGGAGAUCCAGAUCAAGGCGUUGCGCGAGCGGGUGACGGAGCUGGAGAAGGCGCUCGCAGACGCAGAGUCGGAGAUUGAGCAGGUCGUGUUUAAGAUGAACACGGCGCAGAUCGAAGUCAUGAACCUGCAGGAAGAGCGCGAGGGAGCCAUGCGAGAGACUAGGCGUCUCCAGAGAGUCAUCGAGGCCGAGCAGGCCAAGUCGUUUGAGGAGCGCUUCAAGACACUGAAUGGCAUCGUCGUCUGA
Messenger RNA from Purpureocillium lilacinum, 3474 nucleotides. NCBI's taxonomy places the organism in Eukaryota, Fungi, Ascomycota, Sordariomycetes, Hypocreales, Ophiocordycipitaceae. The record is from RefSeq and is a predicted model, not a curated record.